UUUAAACUUUGCAAGAGGGUCCUAUAAUAUAGUAGUGAUGGAAACUUCUUUCAUUCAAUUAUGAGUUUAGAAGCCUACAGUGGUGAAAAUUUUGAUCUAUAAUAAAGGCUGUUCCCUCGUUGACUUAAGCUAUAUAAACUUUUUCAAGUGAAGAAAGAGCCUUAUUCAAGUGUGUGUGUGUGUGAGAAGAGAUGGGAAGAGCUCCUUGUUGUGACAAGGCCAAUGUAAAGAAAGGGCCAUGGAGUCCUGAAGAAGAUGAAAAGCUAAGAGAGUACAUAGAGAAACAUGGAACUGGAGGGAACUGGAUUGCUCUCCCACAAAAAGCUGGUUUGAAAAGAUGUGGGAAGAGUUGUAGACUCAGAUGGCUUAAUUAUCUCAGACCAAACCUUAAGCAUGGGGAGUUUUCUGAAGGUGAAGAUAGAAUAAUCUGCACUCUCUUUGCUAGCAUUGGAAGCAGGUGGUCAAUAAUAGCAUCUCAGUUGCCAGGAAGGACUGACAAUGAUAUCAAGAACUAUUGGAACACCAAGCUUAAGAAAAAAAUGAUGGGAGUGAAAAUGAACCCUUCAGCACUGAAGAAACCUCACCAAGUUAACCUUUCAUCCAUGCUUCAAAACUCAACACCAUCAUCACCCUUCACCUCAUUAUCCUUCAAAAACAACCACAACAACUCUUACUACUACCAACCCCAUUUGCCCUUUACAGGCUCCGAGUCCAUGACAUAUUCAAGUCUUCUCAGUGACAAUUAUUCCACUUUUGAGAGCCUUCAGAAUUACCAAGUUAAUAAUAGUGGCUUUAUGUUAGGAUGUGAAACAAGUUGCAGCUCUUCUUCAGAUGGAAGUUGCAACAACAAUCAGAUCAAUCAUGUCAAGGAAGCAGAACUUGGAUUUAUUGGUGAUGGAACCUUUUGUGACCAGAUAAUAGGUGGUGGUUUUAGUUACCUCAAUAGUGGGGUGGAACUGGAAGAUACUCAAAAGUUGGUGCCCUCCAAUGCUGGUAAGGUUAAUAGUGGGGUGACAGAUGAAGAAAGUAGAUUAUGGGGAGAAAGUCCAUUAGAGUAUGGUCUAGAAGAAAUUAAACAGCUAAUUAGCACUAGUAGUUGCAACAACUUUAUGCUUGAUGACAGCAAGACAGGGGAAAUGGCCAUGUACUACUGAUGCUGACUAGUUAAAAAUCAAGAACAUUUGAAAGGGUAAUAAACAAGGGCAUGGGUUGAAGUUAGAACUAGUACUAGAAGAUUCAGAUUUGAUUUGGACUUGGUGUGUGUUUUUGUGGGGGAAAGGUAGUGUACUAGUGUUCAAUUGGUCCACUUACUUUUUUUACAGUACAUGUUGAUGUUGGAAGUUUCCUUUGUUUUGUAUCAUUUACUUGGUGCAGGUAUCAUUAACCCCACCAUAAUAACAUAACCAUGAUGGAUGUGUCCAAAAACAAAUGAAUCAGAAAGGAAUUGAGGAAACCUGGUAAAGUAGACCACCCUGAAUCCUUCUUCCACCAGAUUUAGAAAGAGGAUUGCAGCAGCAAUCCACUACUAUUAUUUAAUACUAUAUUAUGUAACAGUUUUGCUUCCAAUCAUGCACCUAAAAGCACCUUUAAUUUUUGCUUAACGAUCAUGGUUUUAUUAUUGUUUCCCCAAUGUAGAUCGUGCACGUAUUUAUUUACUCCAUACAGAUUUUAUUUCAUUUUGUUAA
Messenger RNA from Glycine soja, 1685 nucleotides. RefSeq names its product transcription factor RAX2-like. NCBI's taxonomy places the organism in Eukaryota, Viridiplantae, Streptophyta, Magnoliopsida, Fabales, Fabaceae. Bases 192 to 1154 code for a protein of 320 amino acids. The record is from RefSeq and is a predicted model, not a curated record. The transcript has 3 exons.